AUGGUCUUGUAUUCCACCGCAAGGGGAGGUGCAUUACCUGGUCAGCUAACAAAGCUUGGACAGGACCAGAUGUAUAUCAAGGGCCGGUUACUACGACAACAGUAUAUAGAGGAGGCCAGUCUCUUGGAGCCUGAAUUCAAUCCAGAGCAGGUUUAUAUCCGCUCCACCAAUAUCAAACGGACUAUAGCCACAGCGAGGUGCAUUCUAGCAGGGAUGUACGGUAGAGACAAUCUUAACAAAUUACCAAAGGCACCGGUGAUACACGUAGAGAGGUUAGAGGUUGACCCGCUGAUCCCUCAGACGGGGUCGUGCCGGACCCUGCGGCAGAUUAACCAUGCAGCGAUGAUUCACGGGGGCGAUAUACCUGGGAUUAAAGAAGACAGACUGUUGGUGGAAGAGUUACUGGGGAUAAAGGAGCCAGACUCUGAUAAGAAACACAAGAUCAACUUCAUUGACAUAAGAGAUGAUAUAGCAGCCAGAGAGACACAUGGCCUUCUAGAGGUCAAGUCCUUGGCCCCUCUGCGAGAAGUGAUUGAAAUCAAUGCCAGUAAAGUCAUGUUCUUUGCCUUUUGCGGCCAACAUGAAGCGGAACAACAGGUCGCAAUGCAGCUUUCUACUGGUCCUGUAUUGAAGAUGUUGAUAGAGACUAUAGACAGUUCAGAGAAUGAUAGAACCAAAUUCUACCUCUACUCCUGCCACGACUCCACAUUGGUGGGUCUCCUUGGAGCCCUUGACGUGUACGACUAUCAAUGGCCGCCCUUUGGGGCUGACAUACGGUUAGAGGUCUACAGGAGGGAUGGCAACCAGUUUAUACGUGUCUCAUAUAAUGGAAAGGAUGUGAAAGUUCGUGGCUGCAGCAGUGAGUUGUGUCCCUUUGAAGAGUUCAAGGAAGCCAUGGGGCCUUAUGUGAUCAAUGAGUCUCAGUUCAGGCAGAUUUGUGAUUCAAAUAUUCUAGAAGAAAUUGCACAAGCAAGUGGUGUAGAUACUAGCAAAACAGAAGAAAUGCUAGCUCAGGAGAAAGACGAAGAAGAAGACGAAGAAACAGCAAAACGUUCCGAUACACCAGCUGGAAUGUAGUUUACACAUUAUUUGCUGGAGUUCAGCCAACACAUCAUCUUGUUGAGGGUAGCCUACACAUUUUUGUGUGGGAUGUUUUACCUUUUCAUCAUCAUGUGGAGUGAAGCCUGGGUGGAUUAUAGCCAACACAUCAUCUUGUUGCAUGUAGCCUUCACAUCAUGGACUUUAGCCCACUCUUUAUUGUGUGGAGUGUAUCCUACAUAUCAUCAGUUGGAAUUUUUAUUUAUCAGUCUGCAAAAUAAUAAGCUUUUCAGGCCUGUUGCCUUAGAAAAGUCAUAUGCCCGAAAUGUAUUUUGCAAAAAUAUAGGAAACUGCUUGCUUUUAGUUUUAUUCUCAAGAAAAGGUGGCAGAAAACAUAAACAAGAUAAUAAAUCAUCCCAACAUCCUUGUUCUCCACUAUGAAUUAAAAAAUAAAUUAUUGCUGAAAUGUUUGUGACUUAUUUGAAUGCUUGUUAAACAAAAAGAACUGCAAAAUGAGUUAGUCUAAAUAAUGUAAAUGUGUACACUGGAAGAUUCUUUGACAACUUCCAUUUCAGAAAUUGUGAAAGGUCUCUACAGACAAAGAUUAUUUGUAUUAAAAAAAUUAGUAAUCAUUUAUUUAAUGGUUUAUGCAAGCGAUCUGAGUCAAAGCACGAAUAUUUAAAUUAAUUAAUAAUUAUUUACACUUUAUUUCCUCCAUCUUGAAAUUAAAUUCGACCCUUCCACAAAGUUCUACUUGGCUUUGAUUAAGCUGUCAUUGCUGUACAAGGAUUUUAUAAUUAAUUGCAUACAAGUCAGAAUUGUUAAUUAACCAAGGGAAUCGAGUUUCUGUAAAAAAAACACACAACAUUUAUCACCUUCUAUAAGUGCACUUAAUUAACCCAU
This is a messenger RNA of Dreissena polymorpha, 1941 nucleotides long. RefSeq names its product lysophosphatidic acid phosphatase type 6-like. Gene Ontology annotation, molecular function: phosphatase activity. Gene Ontology annotation, biological process: dephosphorylation. The coding region runs from base 1 to 1077 and encodes 358 amino acids. NCBI's taxonomy places the organism in Eukaryota, Metazoa, Mollusca, Bivalvia, Myida, Dreissenidae. The transcript has 11 exons. The record is from RefSeq and is a predicted model, not a curated record.